Messenger RNA from Danaus plexippus (monarch butterfly), 1745 nucleotides. It is a transcript of the gene Orc4, whose product is annotated as origin recognition complex subunit 4. Gene Ontology annotation, cellular component: nucleus; nuclear origin of replication recognition complex. Gene Ontology annotation, biological process: DNA replication; DNA replication initiation. The transcript has 7 exons. Gene Ontology annotation, molecular function: ATP binding; DNA replication origin binding; ATP hydrolysis activity. Lineage: Eukaryota; Metazoa; Arthropoda; Insecta; Lepidoptera; Nymphalidae. The record is from RefSeq and is a predicted model, not a curated record. The coding region runs from base 106 to 1566 and encodes 486 amino acids.
UAUGUUUGUUUGGCGCUAUCCGCGAAUUUAAGUAUAGCGGGUUGAAUAACUUACAAGACUUUUUUAAUUAUCGACAAAUAAGACUAUACCAUAACAAACUUAGUAAUGUUUGAUACUGAUAAUGAGUCAAUAUCAGAGCAAAUAAAACGUGUUAGAAAAUACAUCAAAUUAAAAAUAUUAGAAGACAAUACAAGUUUUAGAAAUCAUGACGAAGAAAGAAAACACGUUUAUGAUUUGAUAACCCGCGUUAUAAUGCACGGAGAAUCACAUUCAGCGCUUAUUAUCGGCCCUCGAGGGUGUGGGAAGACAACACUUCUUAACUCGGUGCUGCACCAAGUCUCCCAAGAAGCUGAUGUACAGAAUGAUGCUCUCAUCAUCAAACUCAACGGUUUGAUACACGGUGAUGAAAAGAUUGCUCUGAAAUCUAUAACUGCUCAGAUGCAAUUAGAAAAUGCGGUCGGUGAUCAUAUAUUCGGCACGUUCGCUGAGAACCUCAGCUUCUUACUGAGCUGUUUGAAAACCGGUUCCGAUCGUACAUGUAAAAGCAUGAUCUUCAUUUUGGAAGAGUUUGAUCUGUUCUGUCACAGCGGUCGCACACAGACGCUGCUGUACAACUUAUUUGAUAUCACUCACAGCAAGCAAGCACCGAUGUGCGUUUUGGGUGUGACCAACCGUAUGGAUGUUAUGGAAUUGUUGGAGAAGAGAGUGAAGUCCCGUUUCUCCCAUCGUCACAUAUUCAUGUUCCCCAACGAGUGCUCUGAUCCUUUGACGUCGUGUAAGAGGCUGUUCGUUGAUACCAUGAGCUUGCCAACCAGCCUGGGUAAACGGAGAAAAGAUAAAAGGAAAAGAAAGAAAUCUGAAUUAAUAUAUAUUCCAGCUAUACAGGGGGACAUACAAACAGACGGAUAUGCUGUGCCGAUAGAAGUAGUCAAGAGGUGCAGCAUGGAAUUGACGGACUUUGAAAUAGAUUCAACAUUCAUAGAGGAGUGGAACGCACACAUACAGGAGCUGGCUGAGAACGAUAAGUUCAGUGAUGUUUUGGAGAAAUUUAGCUAUUAUACGGUCAACGAACAGAUAUACAGGAAUGUUUUGUAUCAGAUAAUAUCAAAACUAUCACCGGCGAAGCCUUAUAUCGAUGUGAGUGAUGUGUCAUCGUGUGUGGAUGGAACGGUGUCUCCAGAGCACUCGGUGAAGCUGCUGCAAUCCCUGUCCAUACUGGAGCUGUCCCUGGUGAUAGCCAUGAUGCAUGCUAUGGAGAUAUUUGAUGGCCAACCCAUGAAUUUUGAGAUGGUUUUACACAGAUACAGCAAGUUCGCCAACACCCACUCAUCAGCGCAGGCGGUGCCGCGGCCGGUGAUUCUCAAAGCUUUCGAACAUCUGCACCAGCUGGAGAUAAUAGUUCCUAUCAGGACGGACGGCGCGGGCGACGCCAGCACCAGCAGGGUGCAGAAGGAGUACAAGCUAUACACUCUGGGAAUCCCCGUCGAGGACAUCAAGGAGGCUGUCAAAGGGUUCAAGGCUCUACCCACCGAGAUCAGCCACUGGUUCAAUAGUUCGGUCAUGUGAUGCUGCGUCCGGUCCACAGAUCCUGCAGUAGCCUUUAUUACCAGUGCUUUAAAAAAUGACCUAAUUGAACCCUUUACACCUGAACUAUGUUUUGUUUGAGUUUUUUGUAAAUAAAAACACAUUUAUUGUUAAGUAGUAAUUUAAUUUAUUUUGUACUUUAAUAAAAUUAACCUGUUUUU